Messenger RNA from Adineta steineri, 1605 nucleotides. The record is from the annotation of a GenBank genome assembly. NCBI's taxonomy places the organism in Eukaryota, Metazoa, Rotifera, Eurotatoria, Adinetida, Adinetidae.
AUGGAUGAAAACUUCUUACGACAUUGUUAUGUCAUACGAAAUUCUGAACAACAACAGCAGCAGCAACAUAAUCAUCGAUAUACACGUUUUGAUGAUCAUCGUUCAUUUACAGAACAACAAUCACAACAACAAUUAACAUUGACACCUCCUGUCGACAAAUAUCAUCUUGUCUAUUUUGGACUAUUUUGUUGUGGAAUUGGUUUUUUAUUACCUUAUUCAAUCUAUAUAACAUGUGUUGAUUAUUUUCAUACACAAUUUCCACAAACAGCAAUUAUAUUUCAUUUAAAUUUUAUUUAUAUUAUUUUGGCAUUUAGUACAGUUUUAUUUAGUAAUAUUAUUGCAAAUGUUCUAUCAGUUAAACGUCGUGUGAUAUUUGGUUAUUGCCUUACAUUAAUUAUACUUAUGUUUAUUACUAUUUUUUGUGUUGGCUUAGAAAUGUUUCCACAAAAUUUAUCCUAUACUAUUUUUCUAUUAUCUGUUGCUAUACUCGCAAUUGGAUGUACAUUACAACAAUCAAGUUUUUAUGGAUUAACAAGUAUGUUACCAUUUCGAUAUACACAAGCUGUAAUGACUGGUGAAAGUUUCGCUGGUCUACUUGCGUCUUGUGCUCGGAUUAGUACAAAUUUAUUUAUGCCAAAUGAUAGUCAUUUGAGCACAAUAUUAUUUUUUUCACUUGGCCUUUUAUUUGUUCAAUUUUGUUUUAUAUUUUAUCUUAUGAUUCAACGUUCAACAUUUAUUGAAUAUUAUGUUCGUCAAUGUGAAAAUGCAAAACGAAAUGAAGAUAUUGAAUUUCAAAUUCGAUGUCAUGCAGCAUCGAUUAAUUCGAAACAAACGAUAAUUGAUGAAUCUGAAGAAACUCUUGAAUCAAAUACAUCAACUAUUCGAGAUCCUCAUUUUGGGAUAUUAACUAUGGAUACAUUUGAUGAUCAACAACAGCCAAUUAUUCCAACAAAUUAUGAAUAUUCUUUAAAACUAUGGUUUCGAAUUAAACGUGAAUGGUAUCGUCGAGUUGAUUGCAUGAGAACAAUAUGGCCUUAUAUGAUUUGUAUAGCAUUUACGUAUUUUGUAACUUUAUCGUUAUUCCCUGGUGUUGAAUCUGAAAUGAUUAAUUGUCAAUGGCGUGAAUCGUUACCAAUUAUUUUAAUGGCUUUAUUCAAUAUAUUUGACGUUUUUGGUAAAAUAUUUGCACUUGCAACUCAUCAUAUAUUGUCGCCAAUGAAAUUAUUGCUCUGUAGUCUUUUACGUUUUAUUUAUAUACCAUUGAUGAUUCUAUGUAUUUUACCUAAACGUUCACCAUUGUUAUCAAAUAUAUUUUGGCAAUUUUUUCUAUCAAGUACACUUGGUUUAACAAAUGGGUAUUUCGGUAGUGUACCAAUGAUUCGUGCACCAGUAACAAUUAUUGAAGAACGAAAAGAAUUAACAGGAAAUUUAAUGAUGUUUUCUUAUUCCGUUGGAUUAACACUUGGAAGUCUUUUAUCUUAUUUACUUGAUGCAAUCAUCGGUCAAAGUACUGGCGUUGACUGGUGUCAACCAGUAUCACUACUCAAUCAAACGAUAUGGACUACCAUUAAUAAUACUACUAAUAAUAAUGACAACAGCUCUUGA